Messenger RNA from Perca fluviatilis (European perch), 1238 nucleotides. Its product is annotated as malate dehydrogenase, cytoplasmic-like. Gene Ontology annotation, biological process: tricarboxylic acid cycle; malate metabolic process; oxaloacetate metabolic process. The coding region runs from base 237 to 1223 and encodes 328 amino acids. Gene Ontology annotation, cellular component: cytosol; mitochondrion. The record is from RefSeq and is a predicted model, not a curated record. The transcript has 9 exons. NCBI's taxonomy places the organism in Eukaryota, Metazoa, Chordata, Actinopteri, Perciformes, Percidae. Gene Ontology annotation, molecular function: L-malate dehydrogenase (NAD+) activity.
GUAGAGGGUGGACGUGUGAGUGAGUCUGGAGGCAAACAGAGGCACACGAAGCCGUGAAGUCGAACUGCAGUGCGGUUUAAAGUCAACUCUGGUGCCGCUGCCUGUCUGUCUGUCUCUGUGGGUGUUUACCUGUCUCUCUGUCUUUCUCCCGGUACCGUUUCGGGUCGAGACGCCAUUUCUGCAUCAGAGGAGAGUCAGUUUGUCUGUGAACGACAGCAAAAACCACCGGCGGGACCAUGUUGACUAUGCUAACUUCCAUGUAUCUGGUGGUGAGGGCGGUUUCUCCGCAGCCCGAACCAAUCCGUGUCGUGGUGACCGGCGCUGCUGGCCAGAUUGCCUACUCCCUGCUGUACAGCAUCGCCAAGGGAGAUGUGUUCGGGAAGGACCAGCCAAUCAUCUUGGUCCUGCUGGACAUCCCCCCCAUGCUGCCCGUGCUGGACGGGGUCGUCAUGGAGCUGCAGGACUGCGCCCUCCCACUGCUGAGGGAGGUGAUCCCCACUGACAAGGUGGAGGUUGGCUUCAAGGACCUGGACGCGGCCAUCUUGGUGGGCUCCAUGCCCAGGAAGGAGGGGAUGGAGAGGAAGGACCUGCUGAAGGCCAACGUGGCCAUCUUCAAGACUCAGGGAGCCGCCCUGGACAAGUACGCCAAGAAGACCGUCAAGGUUCUGGUGGUUGGAAACCCAGCAAAUACCAACUGUCUGAUCGCCUCCAAGUCUGCUCCAUCCAUCCCUAAAGAGAACUUCUCCUGCCUGACAAGACACACACACACACGGGCUCGCCUGCAGGUGGCGAUGCGCUGCGGCGUGUCCUCCGACAAAGUGAAGAACGUCAUCAUCUGGGGGAACCACUCGUCCACCCAGUACCCCGACGUCCACCACGCCAAGGUCAACCUGCACGGCAGCGAGACGCCCGCCUACGACGCCGUGAAGGACGAGACCUGGCUCAGAGGAGACUUCAUCUCCACGGUGCAGCAGCGCGGCGCCGCCGUCAUCAAAGCCAGGAAGCUGUCCAGCGCCAUGUCUGCCGCCAAGGCCAUCUGCGACCACAUGAGGGACAUCUGGUUCGGCACCAAGGAGGGUGAGUUCAUCUCCAUGGGCGUGUACGCUGCCGGAAACUCCUACGGCAUCCCAGAGGACCUCAUCUACUCCUUCCCCGUCGAGAUCAAGGUCAGUUCAACCAAUCAGCUGCCUGCUGUGCGUGCGUGCGACUAUUUGGUGAUUUAAAAAAAAAAAAAAAAA